AGAUGUGACGGCCGAAUGAGCAGAUGCCCGUAGAGCGUCAGUCCACGUGGGGAGAGAGGGGGGGGGGGGCUCUGGGACGGUUACCUUUUCUUGGAAGUAGUUGUCCGCGAAGUUGAAGAUCUCCAGAGCUCCGUCCGCCCGGGCCAGCGCGAGCCGCUCGGUGCGGCGGUUGAACGCCAUGGCUCUGAUAGCGGCGGGCAUGUAGUCGAAGAACCGAACCCGGUGCACCUUGAACUCCCCCAUGUUGACUACGAAGAAGAGCACAGGCAGGAGGCGAGUUGAAGCCGGUCACAGGGCAGCUUACACCGUUAACGACAACCGCCGCUGCCCGCUAGCAGCGUCACAAACCGACCACCGACCCGUUAGACUCUUACCGGGUUCACACCGACUAGAACACGCUCCUAACUCCACACGCUGGGAAACAUCAGCGACCACGUUGAGAACCUUUGAACCGGUAGUGAAUCACCCAAACCGGAAAUACGUCAUCACACGGACGGUUGACACUGCGCGGUCUAAACGCCGACGGAAUGGUGUCUGGAGCUGCUGUGCUGGGAUCAGUUCACGGCGUUACUUCGUGUCCCACGACAGGACGAUGGUUCAAAUAGUCAUACGGGGCAGUGUGGAUGGCAGCAGUCCUCCAGAAUGGCUGCUGGUGGAGCUGCAGGGAGAAAUGGUUUCCAGGCACAACUCUGGUCUGGCUGGGAAUGUAAUGGGAGAUCUGCUCUCCACCAGAGAGGGGACGCCGGUGCUUAUUGUAGGACAUCAUAUUCUCUAUGGCAAGCAGCUCAAACUGGAGAAACCCCUCGCAGUCCUCACCAAGCAUUCCAGCCAUUUGCAGGAUAGCCUGGGCAGCCACGGCAAGGACGGUAGCAGCGAGGAUGUCACACAGGUAGCUAUGGAAACGAACCAGCAAGGACCCACUUCCACCUCUUACACCGUGUCUGCCCUGAUCAAACGGAAGCUGAUCUUUAAGACGCGCCCCAAACCCAUCAUCACUAACGUACCCAAGAAGGUGUAGCGUGACUGCGUUUCCUCUCUGGGUCAGGUGAUCAUUCUCACCUGCUGGACACUACCGGAAGUGUACUUCAGUUAGUGUUCUCUCUGAUGUGCAGUUUGAGACAUUUGUUGUGCAGUUAGUCAAUACUGCUGAACUGAUUUCCAGAGAGUCUUUAAUGAUGAUAUGAAUAAAUGUUGUAUUGUUUUCCUGAGA
Molecule: messenger RNA, 1210 nt
Organism: Cyclopterus lumpus (lumpfish)
Lineage: Eukaryota; Metazoa; Chordata; Actinopteri; Perciformes; Cyclopteridae
Gene: chtf8
Product: CTF8, chromosome transmission fidelity factor 8 homolog (S. cerevisiae)
Exons: 3
Coding region: 242-1018 (258 amino acids)
Biological process (GO): mitotic sister chromatid cohesion
Cellular component (GO): Ctf18 RFC-like complex
Source: RefSeq, a predicted model, not a curated record